AGAACCGACGCACUCUCCAUCUCGCACCACGCACUAGAUCAUGGUGUCCAAGGCCGCCCAAGAAUUCGUCGAGGCAACGAUUGCCGCCAAUACGAUCACCGUCUUCACCACGGCGUACUGCCCGUACUGCACUCUCGCCAAGCAAGUCCUCUCUGGCGUUGGUGCGGAGUACUCUGUGAUUGACGUGGACAGCCUUCCAAACGGCAACGAUGUCAUGGAUGUGCUCGAAGCGAAGACAGGUCGCGCCACUGUGCCGAAUGUGUUUGUCAAGGGCAUGAGCAUUGGCGGUGGCUCGGACGUGGAUGCGCUCCAUAAGCAAGGCAAGUUGAUCCCGUUACUUCAGGAAGCCGGUGCUUUGUGAAAUAUUGAGCAACAUCCACAACAUCACUCGAAUCAUGCGUCAUCGAAUUCCAUGUGCCGUCACGAGCUCUUGCCUAACAACCACUGCAUUCAACGUCGCCGCCGCCGCCGCCGCAUACUUGAUUUUUGCUACCCCACCGCCUGGUUGCGUCACUUUCAACCGCACGAUGAAGCCGUGGAAUGUCUAUCUGGUAUAACAUCUUCGUAGCCGUGCGACGCUGAUAAAUGUUUGACGCUCUCUAUUUGACUGCCUUGGUCAUCCAAUUGCC
This is a messenger RNA of Aphanomyces invadans, 629 nucleotides long. Its product is annotated as glutaredoxin. Gene Ontology annotation, biological process: cellular response to oxidative stress. Gene Ontology annotation, molecular function: glutathione disulfide oxidoreductase activity. Gene Ontology annotation, cellular component: cytoplasm. The record is from RefSeq and is a predicted model, not a curated record. Bases 41 to 361 code for a protein of 106 amino acids. The transcript is spliced from 3 exons. NCBI's taxonomy places the organism in Eukaryota, Oomycota, Saprolegniomycetes, Saprolegniales, Verrucalvaceae.